Linum tenue is the source of this 939-nucleotide messenger RNA. The record is from the annotation of a GenBank genome assembly. Lineage: Eukaryota; Viridiplantae; Streptophyta; Magnoliopsida; Malpighiales; Linaceae.
AUGAAGUCUUUGAGUAGUAUAGGACUUGGGUUGAGCAUAGUUUUUGGGUGCCUGUUACUAGCUCUAGUGGGUGAGCUUUACUACCUGCUUUGGUGGAAAAGGAGGUUCACAAACAGAAGAAUGACUACUGGGAGGGAUGGUUUAAGCAGCCCGGCCAAGGAAUUGUUCUACAUGUUCUGUCUCAAAAAGCCAUCAUCAUCAAACCAGGAGCUGUGCUCGUCAGUGAGAAUCACAGAUGCUCUAGUGGUGAACAAUGAGGUUCACCAAGCGAAGGAGUUUGUGUUCAAGCCAUUUGGCGGGGAUCAUGAGAGCAGUAGUGAUGAUGUGGUUGAAGGUGAGCUCAUGAUGCUGAGCAAUAACAGCCUUUCAGGCCCACCAAGGUUUCUGUUCACGAUUGUUGAGGAGACCAGAGAAGAUUUGGAAUCUGAGGAAGCCAAGUCGAGAGCUGGUGGUGGUAAAGGGUCAAGAGGGAGAAGCUUGAGUGAUUUGAUGUUGACUGUGGAGACACCAUAUCUCACCCCUCUUGCUUCUCCACCAUUCUUCACCCCUCCUCUCACUCCAAUGGUGGAUCCCAUUUCCAGUGGUGGUAGCAAUGGCCAGUUGGAGACAUCAGCUGAGGCCGAGUUCAACAAGUUAAGGUCUUCCCCACCUCCAAAGUUCAAGUUCUUGCAGGAUGCAGAGGAAAAACUGCACAGGAGGAGAAGACUGGAAGAAGUUGACGAUAAGGGGAAGUUGCAGAUAAUGAAAAGGGUUAAUAGGAACCAGAAGAUGGCUGAAAAUUCAAAGCUUGUCCAAGGUGAAGAAGUAGAUGGUCCUUUUAUCACCAUUAUAGUGGACAAGUACAGAGACAGAGAGGUCAGUAGUGGUUCAAUGUCACAGGUACUUCCUCUGCCUUCUUCACCAUCAUCCAGCAAAGGCAAAGCUCCAUUUAUGUCAUGA